AUGUCUGAUCCCCCGGUACGAGCCCCGAAGCCUCCGCCACCCGCAGACCGUGGGAACCAAGUGGCCGAGGAAAGCGAGGGGGGAUCGGAUUCCAGCUGGCCCGGCGACGAGUCCUCCGGUGACGAGGCUGGCGGCGUUGCUGGAGCCCGGACUGUCCUCCCUGAGGCGGAGGGCAAGGAUGAGGACGAUGUGCCGCUGGUGCGGCGACCAAGAGCGCCAGCGCCAGCGGCCACCUCUGCAACGGCCGCAGGCGCCUCGGUGGCUUCUGCAGCAACCAGGGCUGCGGCAACUCCACGAGGGUCCACGGUCCAGCCCAAGCCGGGAAUCUUCACCGGCUACUCUCUGAAGCUCGAACCCCCAAGGGACAGCGCUCCGGCCGGAGCCGGCAAGAGGGGGAGAACCGACGCUGCGCCCCCCGCGCCUAGCAAGAAGCCGCGCACCCGGACCAGUGUUAGUGCCAGCCAGGCCAACACGCGGGCCAGCGGCGCCGCCACAACGCUUGCCGCCGACCCGGUCCCAGAGGAGGAGGAGCCCACAGCAGGCGAAACCCUGCCUAUAGCGGACAGCCCGGCAGUACAAGCCGGGACAGAGGGGGACAAAUCUCCCCCGCAAGUGCGGCGGCCCCGCAAGGUACUUGCCCAGAACUCCCUUGUGCUCGUCGCCGGGUACCUCAAUUUGGUUUGA
Messenger RNA from Brachypodium distachyon (stiff brome), 684 nucleotides. RefSeq names its product brain acid soluble protein 1-like. The record is from RefSeq and is a predicted model, not a curated record. Lineage: Eukaryota; Viridiplantae; Streptophyta; Magnoliopsida; Poales; Poaceae. Bases 1 to 684 code for a protein of 227 amino acids. The transcript is spliced from 3 exons.